GGCCCUCGGACGCACCCCCCUAGGCGCCGCGCGGCGCACUCCGCCGCAUCCCCGCCUCGCACCUGCGCAGUCCCAGCGAGGGGCAGGCCGCCAUGGCCGCGCAGGGCCCGGCGUACGCCCCGCAGCCCGCGCACGCCGGGACCACGGGCUCCAUGCCGUCGGCGUAUGGUGCCCCAGGGCAAGUUCAGCAGCUGGUGGCGCAGACGACGCAGAUCGGGGCCAACGUGCACGUGCCCCACCUGGCCGCGCCUCCCGCCAGCAUGCAGUUCAGCACGCCGCAGCUGAGGGGCCAACACCUUCCAGAUGCCGCCGGGCGCGAUGGCCCCGAUGCCCACAGGGCCGCCCCAGCAGCCCGCCAGCCUGACGCAGGGCCUGCCGACACCCGAGGCGAUCGCGAAGCAGAAGGACUGAGGGGUACAUCAAGCUCCUGGACGACCAGCUGAAGCAGGGACAGGCGACGCUGGACCAGCAGCGGAAGCAGCAGACGGAGUACCUCCACCAGCAGGCCAAGCAGCAGAAGGACCAGGUCGAGAUGCAGAUCAAGCAGCAGGUGCACCAGCAGGAGACCAUGCUGAACCAGAGCCACAGCCAGCAGAUGAUGGUGGUGCAGCAGGCGUCAUCACAGCAGAAGGUGGCGCUGGAGCAGCAGGCGAUGCAGCUCACCAUGGAGUACCAGCAGAAGAAG
Molecule: messenger RNA, 685 nt
Organism: Prorocentrum cordatum
Lineage: Eukaryota; Dinophyceae; Prorocentrales; Prorocentraceae
Source: the annotation of a GenBank genome assembly